This is a messenger RNA of Fusarium verticillioides 7600, 1889 nucleotides long. Its product is annotated as V-type H+-transporting ATPase 54 kDa subunit. The record is from RefSeq and is a predicted model, not a curated record. Gene Ontology annotation, biological process: proton transmembrane transport. Gene Ontology annotation, cellular component: fungal-type vacuole membrane; vacuolar proton-transporting V-type ATPase, V1 domain. Lineage: Eukaryota; Fungi; Ascomycota; Sordariomycetes; Hypocreales; Nectriaceae. The coding region runs from base 202 to 1641 and encodes 479 amino acids. Gene Ontology annotation, molecular function: proton-transporting ATPase activity, rotational mechanism. The transcript has 3 exons.
CAAGCUUGACCUGUGACGCUCCGCGCGGUUCAAGAUCAAGUUAGUUGCAUCACCAAACUUCAUAUUACCAGCUUCUCCAUCCUCCUCCAUCUCCAUCUCCGCUCUCCUCCCUCCAACCUCGUCUCCUGGAUAUAUCCUUUGGCUCAUCCCACAAAUAACCGCUCGCUGCUAGCAGCCGCGACGCUGUAAUCAUAGCUAAUCAUGUCCCUCGACCCGCCAACGUACCUGGCCUCUCUUCAGAGCAACAUCCGUCAGCGACCCAUUCCCUGGGACGGUGCUGUCAGGGCCGGCACCCUCACCGAGGAGCAGUAUGCAAAGAUUCGAGCUGUAGAUAAGGCCAAGAAGCCUGAGCAAAGAAAGGAGAUUGUGUCGGGGGAUAUUGAUGGAUAUCGCGUCUUGUUUGUUGGCGAUGAUGGAAAGACGAGCGUUCUCGAGACGGCGGGAAAGCAUGCGAAUGUGAUCCAGUACAUCCUAGUGUUGCUUGGCGACCUUCUCGAGGCUGUUCCACCUCUAGCCAAGGCCCUCUUCAAGACAAAGGAGCCUUAUCGACAUUUUUUGCCUCUGCUUAACUCGACUAAUGCCGAGGAUCCUAUUCCAUUGCUUACUGCACAUGCUCUUACCACACUCAUGGCUCUUGCUCGAGACGAGUCCCGAUCUACCCUCCAGGCUCUGCCUGUGAUUCUCACCUAUGUCUCCGGCUUGGCCAAGAGUAAUGAUGCCGGCCUACAAGAUAUCGCUGUACAGGAGUAUUCGUCUCUGCUCUUUGGGCAUGUCGCAAGAGAGCAGUUCUGGAACCAGCGAAGCGAGACGAUUGCACCCCUGAUCAAGAUUCUUCAAACUGCAGCUGGCAUUGGAAAUGGAGGCAGCUCAUCUGCCAGUCUCUGGAGCGGUAACACUGGUACCGGAUCUGCUGGCUUCGGGGGUUCUCUGAGUGGAGGGGUUGGUCUCCAGCUUCUCUACCAUGCUCUCCUUGUUAUCUGGCAGAUAAGUUUUGAGGCUGAGGAGAUUGGUGAUGAACUCAACGACGAGUACGAUAUUGUCCUCCUUUACACUCACCUUCUACGAUUAUCACCCAAGGAAAAGACAACUCGGUUGAUCCUUUCUACACUCUACAACCUUCUUGAGAAAAACCAGAAAUCACUUCUACCCACCGCAGUUCUUGCUCGCCUUCCCGCCCUUCUCGAGAACAUCAGUGGUCGCCAUCUGACUGAUCCCGACUUGCUGGAGGAUCUUUCGAAGCUCAAGGAAAUGCUGGAAGAGUACACCAAGACCAAGACCACAUUCGACGAGUAUGUUGCUGAGGUGCAGUCUGGUCACCUUCGAUGGUCGCCCCCUCACCGAAACACAGUCUUCUGGGCUGAGAAUGCCCGCAAGAUCCUCGAGUUUGAGAAUGGAGAGAUUCCUCGGAAGCUGGCCGAGAUCAUGCGGCAGCCCUGGGAUAACGACAAGCAAGUGCUUGCAAUUGCCUGCAACGAUGUUGGGUGUCUGGUGAAGGAGGUUCCCGAGAAGAGAUAUCAAUUAGAGAAGGUUGGUCUCAAGAGAAGGAUCAUGGAACUCAUGCAAUCAGAUGACGAGAACGUGCGAUGGGAGAGUCUCCGAGCUCUCGGAGGCUGGCUAAAGUACAGUUUUGAGCAACAGUGAACCGGCUGAGAUCAGUCCUAGAGGAGUGUAGUAUUUUGCUGGAGUGUCUUGUUUGUUACGCGGGCGUCUUGAUGUCAUCACUUCUGGCAGGUCCGAGUUCACAAGCUUAGAGAAUCACAGUAGACGAGCUGAGCUGAGCUGAGCUGAGGAGCGGGGACAAGAAAGAGCAUCAGCUUGUAAUGGCAUACUUUUUAGUCAUUAGUAGUUUGAGCAGCAUCACCUCGACUACGAUUGCGCGUGAGAAUGAA